UCAGCAGCAACAGUGGGGUCAUUCAGGUGUCCAGGAGGUCACAGAGGGCGUGGAGCUGGAUGUAUGAGGCUUCAUGGGCCUGAAGGACCAUGUGGAAGAUGGGACAGGAAACAUCCUCGGUCUGGCACUGGAUCUGGACUACCUCCAUGUGGAAGGUGCUGAGCGACAGACCGGACAGAGCAUAGCAAAAGGAGCUGAGCCAAUAGGAGCCUCACAAACUGGAGAUGUGGUUUUAGCAACCAGGAGCAAAAGUGGUGACAGUAACUACAGCAGUAGUAGUGCCACCAGCUGUAACAGCAGUAGUCAUUGCAGUGUUCACUCUGAGGAGAGCGCUGUCUCAGACAGUGAAGAUGAACAGGGCCAUAAUGGAUCUGGUUCUGAAUCUCAAGUCAUUCAACGGGAUGAGCCUCACCCACAUCUUCAAGACUCCUCCCUUGUCUGCCGUGCUGACAGGCCAGACCUGGCACCACUCAGUUCCCCUAGAGGACCCGAGCAUCCACAAACAGUCACAAGUCUUGUCUCAGACUCCCGCACUAAGGUGGAGUUUGCUCUUAAAUUAGGUUACAAUGAGGAGCUUGUGCUAUCGGUGCUAAGGAAACUGGGACCAGACGCUCUCAUCAACGACAUCCUGGGAGAGCUGGUCAAAAUGGGAACCAAAACACAGAUGGAGCAGCAAGGAGGAGGCUCAGCUCUCUCUCUGUUUCCCUCUUCCUCUUUGGCCACCUCCUGCUCUUCAUCCUCCUCUUCCCUGGACUCCUACCGUCUAUUGUGUCUAGCCCAGCGUCUGGAGGAUGGAGACAAUCUGAGGCCUGUUAUAUUGGAUGGGAGCAACGUAGCUAUGAGCCAUGGGAAUAAGGAAGCAUUCUCCUGUCAAGGUAUCCAACUUGCCGUUGAUUGGUUCUUGAAGCGAGGACACCGUAACAUCACUGUUUUUGUACCUGCUUGGAGAAAGGAGCAGUCACGACCUGAUGCUCUCAUCACAGACCAGGAGAUCUUACGGCGGCUGGAGAAGGAGAAAAUCCUGGUCUUUACUCCGUCUCGCCGUGUGCAGGGGCGCCGGGUGGUUUGCUAUGAUGACCGCUUCAUUGUCAAAUUAGCCUAUGAGUCAGAUGGGAUCAUUGUGUCCAAUGAUAACUAUCGUGACCUGGCCAAUGAGAAGCCAGAGUGGAAGAAAUUCAUUGAUGAACGUCUAUUAAUGUACUCUUUUGUCAAUGACAAGUUCAUGCCACCAGAUGACCCACUUGGACGUCACGGACCCAGUUUAGAGAACUUUCUGAGGAAAAAGCCUGUUGUCCCAGAACACGGGAAGCAGCCAUGUCCUUAUGGAAAGAAGUGUACAUAUGGCCACAAGUGCAAAUUUUACCAUCCUGAAAGGGGAACCCAGCCCCAGCGUGCUGUGGCUGAUGAGCUCCGUGCCAGUGCCAAAACCUCAUCAGUAGCAUCCAGGGGCUUGCUGGAAGAUGCCCUGAUGGUGAAAAACCAAAGUUCUGGCCAACCAGAAGUAAGAGUAGAAUCUGUGGAUACCAGGGGGCCUCCAAAGAAAGAUCUGAACCUCAUCCCUCAGAGCUCCCUCACUGACCUCCUGGGUGACAGAUGGGGCCAGCCCAAAGUGGAGGCACACAGACGAAGCAACAGCAACUGUAGUGGCAGGAUCCUAGGCCAUGCUGCUCCAGGAGGACCGCCUUUGUUUGGAGGUGUUGAGCAAUGGGACCAAUCUGUGGGGAGCAGUGGAACCAGCUCUAUGACGGGUCAAGGCUCAGGAACAAGUCUGUCUGAAACAUAUCACAGGUGUAAGUCCCCAAAACAGUCUUACAGCUCACUUUUAAGGACCUACUCCAACCUCAAUUUGCCAGCACCACAGAGUCCUGAAUGUUUUUCCUUGGAUCUGAGAGCCGGAUCACUGCUGUCUGACUGCAGCAGUGAAGACAGUGUCAGCUCUGACUCCUUCUCCCCUGAUCUCCUGUUAGAUGAUAGCCCCAGAUGCAACCAUUGCCAUCAUCACCAUCGUCAUUACUGCCACUCCCAGCACACCUUCUCAGUAGGGCAUGUAUCUCCUGCUUUAGGCCAGCACAGUCCUCAUGAUUAUAGGUUUCCUCAAACCAUACAGAACCAAAAUGGUUUUGGAUCAGAGGACUUGGAAUCUUCUACCAUGAUUCACUCUUCCCAUCAUUUUAAGCCCCUGACCACCUACCUCUCACCCCGUCUCCAGCAUCCACCAUUGAGUAGUUUUACUGGAGAGUACCCAACACUUCCACCAUGUUUACCCCAAGCACCCACAGUGCACGCCCAUUCUCAGAACUCCCCUCUGGCUCACAAUCUGGUAAGCUCCCAUUGGCAGGAACGUGGGAUCCAGGACUCCCAAGUGUAUGAAGAGUCAAUGAAUUCCAGAAGGAAUUACUCAGGACUAAGCCAUCAAAUGCAGUACCGGAUGAGCUGGGAACCUCACUACCAGAAUCCUCCAAAUCCUACAUAUGAAGCAUUUGCCUUCCAGAACCAUCCAGAUGUCAGUGACAAAGUCUGGCACUCAUCUUGGAACCAGCAAACUCUUUCCUCACCGCUUGGCCUUUCAAAAUUAAGUCUUCCACCAGCUCCACAGCUGCUGUUACCUUCCAGCAGUACUCGCAAAAACCACCCAACAUCUGCACAGCAGCUGCACCAAGAGCCCUCCACCUUAGGUCGACAUUAUGACCUGAGACAAAGGGUGUAUGUUAACUUGUGCACCAUCUUCCCUUCAGAACUGGUGAGGGUGGUGAUGGCCAGGAACCCUCAUGUGGUGGAUGCCCAAGAACUUGCAGCAUCCAUUUUGAUGGAGAAGUUGCAACACGGUUCCUGAAUACAACCAGAGGGCCAAGCAGAAUUUGAUUCUCUUUUCCAGCGCUUUCUUUUGGAAUAGCAGCACAAAAGGAGCUGUGAUUGGACAGCUUAAAACACUCAUGGUUACCGUGGGUAAAAAAAACAGUCAGGUGCAAAGUGGAACAGAUGCUGUAAUGGCAUUUUUAUUGCAGGGAAAAUUAUGAAUUAAAUUUCUUUUAUUCUAGGAAAUCUGUGAGUUGCCAUAUGUUUUUAUGAAUACGCUUAAUUCAGCACUUAUGAUCAGGAAUGUGUGUUAAUGUGCAUGUACAAAAAAAGGAAUUGAUGUGUUUCAAGGUAAUAGUGAUGCAUCUUAAUAUAUUUAUUUGUUACAUUUUUAAGUUAUUUCCAUUGUUUUACAUUUUUAUGUUUUUUGCACUUUUUUCUGCUUAGCUUUGUAUUACCAUUUUUUUAUUUGGCAAUCACAUCGGGGUAUGAUGAGUUAUAUUAUUCUAAAUGCAGAACAGCGUAAAUAAUCUACCUUUUUCUAUAGUACAGAUGUAUCCUACACGUUUCACGUCAGCUCAGCAGCAGCUUUUGCAGCUUCUUUGUGUUGUAACAGUUGGAAAAUCAGUUAGAGCUGUGACAUUUUUCUGGGUUUUCCCGGAAGGGAAGUGAAACACACACUGUACCCAUAAGGUGACAAAAACUCCACUCAAAAACCCCACACACCCUUAAAUUAGAGUUUAUCACACUGUCAGCUGACUUCAUGCUCAUCAGCUUUCAUACUUUAUUUUUUUUACCGUAAUAACUGUUUUCUAAAUCAUAUGGGCUCGGUUGAGAGCAAUAAGUAAUGUCCACCUGGUGGC
Messenger RNA from Thalassophryne amazonica, 3659 nucleotides. Its product is annotated as probable ribonuclease ZC3H12C. Gene Ontology annotation, cellular component: nucleus; cytoplasmic ribonucleoprotein granule. The transcript is spliced from 5 exons. NCBI's taxonomy places the organism in Eukaryota, Metazoa, Chordata, Actinopteri, Batrachoidiformes, Batrachoididae. Bases 74 to 2833 code for a protein of 919 amino acids. The record is from RefSeq and is a predicted model, not a curated record. Gene Ontology annotation, molecular function: RNA endonuclease activity; metal ion binding; mRNA binding.